AUGUGUCUGAUUGAAACAUCUCCGGCAGCACCGGAGGAUUUCGAUGAAAAUACGAAAGAGAGGGUUGCUUUAAAAUGUUUGGAGAAGUUAUUUAGUCCUGAAAACAGUCUUGGAAACGUCGUUCCUCCUGUUUCAAGAGCCACUUUUACUCCUUCGCUGAGCUGUGAUGCUGUUCUCAACCAAAUAAUGCAAGUGGUUCCAUUUCAAAAUCUAAAAAGACCUGCACCCAAGCUUUCGAAAUGGGAUGGCCAGUCCUUUAUUAAGCAUAAGAGAGACACCCUACCACAAUGUUCAUUAGAAAAGUUGAAAGAUUAUAUUUUCUGGGACGAUCCUGUUUCUCGUUGUGAUGAAAAUGGCCCUCCAUCACUGUCUGAUGGCGAUGAUAAAAAGGGUAACCAAGAGGGUAACUUGACUCCUCGAAUUAAUGAAAAUUAUAAUGAAUUGUUGCUUGGAAAAGAUUUAUUGCCCUCUAAGAGGUGUAGAGAUGACUUGGUUGCUGAAAAUCCAAUGGGAGUAGUCGGUUAUCCUCAAUUGAAUGCUAAAAGGUCCAAGCAGGAUGCUACUCCCUCUUGUACUAUUCAGUCGGUUGAGGAGCUUCCGAUUCACUUGUGUGCUGGUUCUGAACGGUUGGAAGAUGAAUCUCAAAGGAUUAUGAAAGUUACUGAAAUAGAAGGUAAUAACUUGAGGAAAGAUUCUCAGAUAGGUGAGGGUGAUAAAGAUUUAUGUGUUGCCUCAAGGACCCAUGGGUCAGUUGAUGCUGUUGGUCGUGUAGAACUGCUGGACAAUCAGAUGGAAAACGUUCAAAAUGACAAUGCUGAUGUGAUGGUCGAGCACAAGCAUGAAGAUAUAACUUGCCAAAAUGCUCCGACUGAUGAAUCCAAUCUCGUUGAAAAUGUUUCACUGCAAAAGGGUCCUAGUGGUGAUGUGGUUGUAGAUAUUGAUCAAGAUUUUACAUUAAGUUCCCCAAAUUCCAUCUCUGCUGAUGGAUUGCAACAAAAUAUUGAUCAUAAUGUGGAAAAAGCUGACAUUGUUCAUCCUUCUAUGGAAAAAUAUUUGAAUUUGAAGAUGAGAUCCUUAAUAAUGCCUUGAAGAAGAACCU
This is a messenger RNA of Hibiscus syriacus, 1099 nucleotides long. RefSeq lists its product as uncharacterized. The transcript is spliced from 4 exons. The record is from RefSeq and is a predicted model, not a curated record. The coding region runs from base 1 to 1089 and encodes 362 amino acids. NCBI's taxonomy places the organism in Eukaryota, Viridiplantae, Streptophyta, Magnoliopsida, Malvales, Malvaceae.